Molecule: messenger RNA, 1574 nt
Organism: Pelmatolapia mariae (spotted tilapia)
Lineage: Eukaryota; Metazoa; Chordata; Actinopteri; Cichliformes; Cichlidae
Gene: ubap1lb
Product: ubiquitin associated protein 1-like b
Exons: 6
Coding region: 180-1298 (372 amino acids)
Biological process (GO): ubiquitin-dependent protein catabolic process via the multivesicular body sorting pathway
Cellular component (GO): ESCRT I complex
Molecular function (GO): ubiquitin binding
Source: RefSeq, a predicted model, not a curated record
GUGUCCCAGGUGGUUCUCUAAGUGAUGAGUGAUACAUCACAAACUGAGUGACUGCAGCUCUGACAACAUAAAGACACAAGGGGAGCACGGCGGUCCACACUACAGAUCCACAACUGGAGGGAUUGUGUGAGUUGUUCUAUGGCUGACUUAUCUUUGUUUUUCUCAGUGGACUGAGCAGUAUGGAUGGUGUACCUCUGAGGGUUCCUCAGAGUGCUUCCUUUCAGGAACUAAAAUAUUCUGUCAGUAUGACUGUCCCUGACUACUUCAACAUCCUGCAGGAGACAGAGUAUGGAUUCAGUCUGGAGAACUGGGUGCUAACUGGGCUGCAAAGUGGCUUUGCCACCCAGCACCAGCUUAACCCCUCUUCCUCUUCAUCAAGCCUGCUGUCAUCUUGUCCACCAUACUGGAUGCUGUUUAGCAGCCCACAACAGAACGCCAGUCGACAGAGCUUGGACUUCUGCGAGCCCAGCCCUCGGCAGCGGUCCCACAGCCUCAACUCCUCCAUCCUGCGUACCAAGUUUACCAUCUCACCUUCAGAUGACGAAGAGGGCACUACACAGAAAGCCAAGACGAGUUCCAUAGUGAAAGUGAGUCCCGGGGAACAGCCUCCUGCAAACUGUCAGCGUGGUCAGAGGAAAGCACAGAAGGCCUUUGUCCCUGACCUGCUGAACCCCCCGGCCUGUCUGAGCAGCCUGCCCCACCAGCGCAGAAAGAACCUGCGUCAGUGUUCACUGUCAGUGCUUGACACGCCCACACAACAAGAUCCCAACACAGAGACUUAUCCCCAGAGCACUUCAUCACACACAGCCUCAAACAUGAGGAUCCCUCAUGCCAGAACCAGCACAGCCAGCAUGAUAUUCAGACCAGACACCUGUAGAAACCCUCCUGUCAUGUGGGGCCCCAGGGGUUUGUCCUCCUCUGCUUUGGACUCUACAGCAGAACUCCUGUCAGCUCUAAACCCAGAGGAGAGAGAGUUGCUGGAGGCCAUCACUGCAAGGGGCUACUCUCUUCAUACUGCCAUCACUGCCCUUCAGAGGACAGGACAGCAGACCCCAGAUGAGAUCUUGAGUUAUCUGGUGGCUUGUGACCACCUGUGUCAGCUGGGUUAUGACAUGUCCCAGGUGGAAGAGGCCUUGGAGAUGUUUCAAAACUGUGAAACAAAGGCAAAGGAGUUCCUACACCUGCUGAAUCAGUUCAAUGAGAUGGGCUUUCAGAAGAAUGCCAUCAAAGAAGUGCUGCUGGUUCAUGAAAACCACCGAGAUCGGGCCCUGGAGGAGCUUAUGAUGCGUGUUUCCUGAUAAAACACACACACUUUUCACAUUGAUAUCUUGCAGACAAUCAUCUGUAUUCUAAAAACUGCAGUCAUAUCUGACCUUGUGCUGGUAUGAAACAACUGCACACAUAUAGUUGAUGCUGACACUGCACUGUUAGAUGAUGAUCUAUUCAUAUUUCUGAAUUAACCCAUAUCUUCUUUACCACUUUUUUAGAUUAGUUUUGAAACAAAUAUACACUGAUUAAAGUCAUGCUGUGUCUAAAGUGACGCAAAUAUUUGUAGUAAUUGUGAACAAACUUAU